Messenger RNA from Amoebophrya sp. A120, 4001 nucleotides. The record is from the annotation of a GenBank genome assembly. NCBI's taxonomy places the organism in Eukaryota, Dinophyceae, Syndiniales, Amoebophryaceae.
AAUGGGAAAGCCUUUGGACGAGAAGAACAUGUACUUUUGCACCGCAGAAACGAAACUCCGUCGGGUGGAGUGCAAUAGCGAGCAGGCUUUCUUACUCGACACCAUCGGGGUGUUGAAAAAGCUGCCGAUGAACCUGUUUACGGUCUUUCUCGCGAUGAUCGAGGAGAUGCGGCACUGCAGCGUGAUUCUGCACGUACAGGACGUCACGAUUCCCGGGCACCAGCAGUUUUGGGAGCACCACGACGCGACGCGGGUGACCAUGUUCAAGGCCGGAAUCGCAAACGCGUUUGACAACGAAGAAGUUGCGCUGGGCAGUCCCAAGUUCGGUCUGGGAGGACUUUUGCCGGGAGAGCGCGAGCGUUUCGUUGGGGAGAGCAUGCCUGUGGACGAUGCGGAAGAAGAAGAGGACAGCGACACUUCUAAAUGCACGACUGCGCCGCAAAGUAGUGCUAGCGCGGAUCAAAAUCAAGAAGAAAACUCGAGUACAACCAGCAGACUUGACAGCUCUACAACUUCUGAGGAAGAGUCAGCGCCGUAUCGUGACCCGCUGAAAACCGACGCCAGCUUGCCGGACGUGAGACAGUCCUACCUGUACAGUUUCGCGAUUCACGGAAAAGAAGCCCGCAUCGCGCGCGAAAUUGCGAUGUUUGGCAAAAAGGACGACCGAACCAACGCGAUUGGGCAGAAGCAUGAGGAGGCACGGGCGACUUUCCUCCAGUCUGGCUGGUCACAAGAGGAGCGAAAAGCAAUUCGAGAAGCGAAGGCGGCGAGCGAAGGGAGAAGAAAAUUGAUUCCGUGCGUGUCGUCCAGGGUCGUGGAUGAGGGUGAGCAGCUGUCGAACUCUUCUUCGGAGGCAUGUGCAGCCUCCGCUGAAAGUACGCCCGUUGCAGAAGCAGUAGAAGUGGAGCAAGUCAGUGAUUAUUCGAGUCCGUCUGAAGCAAGCGAGUGCGAGGCUCAGAACGGAGAACAACAGGCCGAGCCGGAAAAUCGUAUCGAAGUGCCAGAAAAGAAAGCCCGCCUACGCAUCAAAGAGCGCAAUAUGUCGCGCAGCGGCGGCUACGCGGCGCCGCGACCGGAGCUUGUGGACGCGCGCUUGAUGCCGAAGCGGGAUCAGAAGAAGCAGGCGAAAGACCCGUUCUUUAAGAACGCCAGGCUGCAAGCCGAGGAGAUGCUGGCGCGACAACAAAUAAUUCUUGGCAAGUGCAACAGUCCGGGCGAGGAGAAGGAAGAAUCUUCCCCCGACGCAAAUGAUCCUUUCAACUACGCAGCGACAGCUGCGGCACAAAAACCCCCAGGCGGAAAGGAAGAGCAAAGUCCAAGUGAAGAGCCACUACCCGAUAAAAAUUCGACAUCAUCUUCAGCGGAAGGUGAUGAAAAGAAGGGUGCAGACGCGCCUGCAUCAUCUUCCCAAGACAAACUGGAGAUACCCAUGGUGCCGCUGAAAAACUUGGAGACCGAGGCGGAGCGCGAGCACCGCGUGAAGCUGCGCGAGGAGUGGUAUCGCGGCGACUUGACGCUCGAGCGUCGGCCCCUGAAGGACCGGCUGUUCUUCGAUUGGAGCCACCACGACAAGGACAAGAAAAAGUACAAGCGGUGCCCAAAAUUCGUGCCGAUUGUCGAAGUCUGGAACAAAUGCGACGUGUUGCGGGACUGGGAAAUCGGCAAGCGCCACGAGUUUCACUGGUCCAAGCCGGUCUACGGUGCGUCCACGACGCUGCGCCAGGUUGGCCUCCAGGGCGACUCCGGGGACGCCACGGAUUUUGGGUCGCGGACCGACAAAAUGGGCAUCGACGGCGCGGUCCAGGACGAAACCAGGCCGGCAACCAUGAAACCGGACGUGGUGUUUGAAAAGUACGAAGGUAAGCAGUAUGAGCAUGCAGAGUCGAAGAAGUUGCGCGACGAAAUCCAGGAACAAAAGCUCCGUCUGAAGGAGGAGCGAGCAAAGAAAAAGGACAGUCUGGUGGCGCACGCGGCGAUUGGCGGGCAGCGGGUCUUGACUAGUUCCUGCUUGGACAACAGGCUGCUCUUACCGUCCUCUUCAAGCGGUGGUGGUUCCCCAUCGCAACUACGAAUUUCCGAUCGCAGUGCCAGUAUUUCCUCCUCGCUACCGCGCCUUAGCACAAGCUCCACGGGUUGCUGGCGGGACCGCGAGCAGGGCUCUUUGUCCUACCGCGACACCGUGCAAGCAAAAAUCGACGACAGAAGGAAAACCGAUGCUGAAGUGGAAGCGGAGCGGCUGCAACGUGCAGCAGGCGUCGAUCAGGGACAACUAGAUGGCUCAUCAAAUAAUUAUGACGAUAAAAACCAAGCAAGAAAUCACAGCCCCUACGAGAAGAGUCCUCGUCCCGGGGAACAGGGCAACAAGCGUGCGUCGCGGUUUGCACAGUCCUCAUUGUACUCGGAAGCGCUGGAGCCGCUACUGGAGCAGGCGUCGAAAUUGCAGAUUUCGAAUCGCAUGCCGAUUCUGACUUCCGCGAGAACCGGUGAGGGUGUGGAAGAGCUACGGGAUGUGCUGGAGUGCAUCUUCAAGUGGGCCCGCCGCUCUGCCUGGUUCGGCAACAAUCAGAAGGACAACUACCCCAUAACUGCAGCGCUAGCGGAGGAUGAUAUGCUGGAAGAAGUCGACUAUCGGAAACCGGCAGCGGCCUUCAAUUUAAACGAGCAUUUCGGUCCGACGCAUGGGGUUUUCAUGCGGGAGAAGGAUCGGACUGACAUUCCCCUUGCCGCGGUGCGAAAACGAAAAUACAUCGAAGCAGCGGAUGGCAGCAUCGUGAAAAGACGGAAAGUUAUCACUAUCGCGCAAAAUGAGAAUGACCCAGACCCAGAGCCAGCUAGAAUUACGAAACAGCUACCCCUCACAGUUUUCGGGAACUGCAAUUCUGAGAAGAAGGUAGACGAGGCUGAGAUUGUGAACUGUGCGAAGGGAGCCGAGGCGAAAGCAGAUGUUGAGUUUCCAGCUGAAACGUCAAGAUCGAAAUUCGCCUCGUCGCGAGAGCCGUCUCGGCUUGUGAAGACGAGCAAAGUCCGAACUUGCGCAGGAUUUACUGCUUCUGUCCAGAAAACAAAUUUUCUGGAUUUUGUAACCUCGACCACGCGACGAGGACGUAGGGAACCGGCUGACGAAUGUGCAGAAGCGACUGCUGUGAUCCGAUCGUCUUCAUCACCGUCGCCCACGGUAGGAAUGCAGGAAGGAGCCGAUCAUGAAGUCCUCGUCGCCAGCUUUCGGUCUGGUCAGCAGGAGAAACUGCACCAGGGUUGCACUGGCAUCGUCGAAGCACAUAGAGGUAGAGUUGAAGAAGAGGAAGACUUCCGUUGGACCAAGCCAAAGACAAAGAUUGAUAUCAAGCAGACGCAGCUUGUUACGAUAGGACCGCGAGAGCCAGGAUACACCUGGGCACGCAACACCGGUCUUCUAGAGAAGCAGCUGGGUGACGGCUCCGUGCGCGUUUGGUUAGAUCCGAUCGACUACGGUCAGUUUCUGAAAAUUCAGUACGCGGCCUCCUCCGAGGGUUUUCAGAGGCGAAAAGAAUUUGCACCGAUCGCACUUGAGAUGAUUAGUCGCGGUGAUGACAAGAGCAAAUCCGAUACGACUGAACCAGGACAGCAGUCAGAAAGUUGCCUAUUAAGUGAGAGCGCUUUCAGGACUUAGUAACAGCGUGCAAGAUGGGAUUCGACAUGCAAUAAAUCUGUCGCUCGGGGCAGGCGCCAACGUGUCCUUGGACCGCGACUCUAACUAGAGCUUGACCUUUGAAAUUGAAGAGAAUGCGCAACCAAUUUUCUUUCCCUUUCGUUCUUUGUUUUGUGUGAGUGUUGAGCUGAUGUAGAAGACGAAGUUAAAAAAAAAGGAAAGGUCGGUGUAGAAGAAUGUAAGUAAGUACUUAAUCGCCAGGUGGGUUGUUGAUACUAAAAGAGACUUGAUUGGCAUGGGGAAGUUGCAGUUUGGGCGUGAGAGUGAGCGAGAGUGACACGAGCAAAAUCUACUACGAUGCGUUGAAGCGCGG